AUGGAAAAUUUAUUUGAAGACCCCGACCAGCUACAACCGCUUCCGGAUUAUUAUGUCAACCCUUGGGGAUACCUUCGCCGAUACUUUGAGAACAUGCCUGGGCCAGGGUGGGAAGUUGCGUGGAGAUGGAUUCUCUACCAAAGACACCCUGUUGCCUUCGUUCUGAGGAAUCUUUCGGCGGCUCAGGUCAAUCUCAAUGGUGGAAGGGCGCCCUUCCCGUUCAACUUGAGCUUAACCUGGUAUUGUGGAGCGGUACUCGCAAUUAUACUUUUUGGGACCUUUGAAAUAGACACCCAGUGGCUACGUGAAAGUGGCUUUCCGAUUUGGCUCCAGACGAUAUUAAGCGCGGUUCUGGCCGCAGUGAUAGAGUCUUUCGCCAACACGUUUGUACUCGAGGUUGUUUUCAACGUUCUAAAUCUGAUCAGGGAGGACGCGGUACGGAAUGUAGGAGAAUUCAUACAAGGCCAGCUUGCUACACGUUUAGGUUGGGGACGAUUCCAUCAGCCCGAAGAUGCGCAUGGAGAUAUACCUCCUCCAGUUGAAGUUCGCCUGGACAUUGUGGAGGGGAUUGAUGCCACCGCAGCUGUAGCCUUCAACUUCUGGACGUUCACGAUGACAUACCCAGUCAUAUUUGAAGCUAUACAGUAUUUGACUGGGUCUUCGUUAACCCAGCUAGCCAGUCCACUAAUCACGAGAACUGAGUUACCAGGCCCGAACGAUUGGAUUCCCAAUUUCUAUAGGGACCGAACAAUUAUUUUAAUACUUCAGAUAUUCAUUGCCGCGUUCAUCCACUUGAACGUUUAUCUGUUGAUGUCGAGAGCGGAGAACCCAACAAUCCAACGACGAGAAACAAAAGACAAAUUUCUCACGCUCUCUGCUCACCUCCUUCGCGCGGUUGCUUCUCACCUCCUAGCGAAUACAGCCCACCAAAUAACCUAUAUGACAGUGCAUGAAGUCACUUGCGCUUUGCGGGAAUACGACAGGCGACCUAUCGAUACAUUCAACCUUUUCGUCAAUCAUCCCUACAUGAAAGCGUUUAUCCCGAACUUUUCCCCCUUUUCUGCUUGGAUGCUGAUAGGGUUCCAUCUCCUUGUAAAGUCGUCGUGCAAAUGGAUCGUGCAAACCGCAUGGCCUUUCUGGGCCCCCUACAUCGAGUGGUUCUCGCUCAAGAAGUUGACUGUCAUCAACUACGACUGGCAGCGCACUUAUUCCGUACUACUGAACCGUGAUAUGCUUAUAGAUCUGCCGGGUAAUAGAGUAUGGGCUAGAAUACUAACGACCGCGAUGCUUGGAUUAGAAAGUUCAUGGCCAGUUAGGAUGAGGUUAUCUACACUUAACCGCGUUGAUGAAUAAGUGUCAAAAUGGGGUUAAGGCAGUAUAUUGAGUAGCUAUAAUCUUUUUACGAUCUGCUUGCCGUAUCCUC
Molecule: messenger RNA, 1423 nt
Organism: Hypoxylon trugodes
Lineage: Eukaryota; Fungi; Ascomycota; Sordariomycetes; Xylariales; Hypoxylaceae
Exons: 1
Coding region: 1-1353 (450 amino acids)
Source: RefSeq, a predicted model, not a curated record